AUGUACCCUCAUCACAUCAGGUGUGCCCAUCAGAGUGCUCCUUUACAUCAGUUGUCCCCAUCAGAGUGCCCCUUUACAUCAGAGUGCCCCCUUACACUGAAAGUACCCCUUUCCAUCAUAUUUCCCAUCAGAGUGCCCCUUUCCAUCACGUGCCCAUUAGAGUGCCCCUUUCCACAGUAUGUGCCCCCUUAACAUAACAUGUGCCCAUUAGAGUGCCCCCUUAACAUAAAAUAAGCAGCAUGCUGAUGGGUACAUUUAUAUUAAGGGGCACUCUGAUGGGCACAUUUAUAUUAAGGGGCACUCUGAUGGGCACAUUUAUAUUAAGGGGCACUCUGAUGGGCACAUUUUAUGUUAAGGGGCACUCUGAUGGGCACAUUCUACGUUGUGCCCAUCAGAGUGCCCCUUAACAUUAAAUGUGCCCAUCAGCAUUACCCUUUAACAUUA
Messenger RNA from Staurois parvus, 444 nucleotides. Lineage: Eukaryota; Metazoa; Chordata; Amphibia; Anura; Ranidae. The record is from the annotation of a GenBank genome assembly.